Messenger RNA from Pseudoliparis swirei, 1762 nucleotides. RefSeq names its product stromal cell-derived factor 2 (gene sdf2). The transcript has 3 exons. The record is from RefSeq and is a predicted model, not a curated record. NCBI's taxonomy places the organism in Eukaryota, Metazoa, Chordata, Actinopteri, Perciformes, Liparidae. Bases 19 to 699 code for a protein of 226 amino acids.
GCUUUGGAUUGAGUAGGAAUGGGUCAUUUAGAUUGUACUGUUCUCCCACACUCUCUACCAACCAUUUUGUUAUUGUUAACCUCUGUAUUUGGACUGUCACUUGGUUCGGAACUGGGGUUUGUGACGUGCGGAUCCGUCCUUAAACUGUUAAAUAUAAAGCACAAUGUGAGACUACACUCGCACGACGUACGCUACGGCUCCGGUAGCGGCCAGCAGUCUGUAACAGGGGUGACGACAGUGGAAGACAGCAAUAGCUACUGGAGUGUCCGUGGGACAGGUGACACCUCGUGCCAUCGCGGCACCCCGGUCAAAUGCGGACAGAAUAUUCGUCUCACCCAUGUCAACACAGGACGUAACCUGCACAGCCACUACUUCUCCUCCCCGCUGUCCUCUAACCAGGAAGUGAGUGCCUUCGGCGACGAAGGGGAAGGGGACCACCUGGAUGACUGGACAGUUCAGUGUGGGGGAUCUGUGUGGAAGCGCGAGGAGGCCGUCCGCUUCCGUCACAAGUCCACCGACGCACUACUGUCGGUGACGGGGGAGCAGUAUGGACGGCCGAUCCACGGCCAGAGGGAAGUUCACGCCAUGUUGGGCCCCAGUCAGCACAGCCUGUGGAAGGCCAUGGAGGGCAUCUUUAUGAAGCCCAGCGAGAACCUGGCAGGCAGCCGAGACUACAGCCACCUACACACAGAGUUCUGAACUCAACGUUUCUUCUUUGUGUCCCAUUGUCCUCUCCGUCUACCAUUGUAUUCCCACGUCUGUCUCUCAUAUGUUCCAGCAACCUCUCAUUUCCGUCUCGCAUCAUCUUUUGACUAUCGAUCAUCUUUUGAGGAGACUGUGCCAAAGUAUGUCCUGGAUCAGGGUACAAUAACUUUAUCAAUCCAUACCAACCUCUCUCGAUUAUUGAGUUUUACGAAACACAACUUGAAAUCACAUUUGACUAGAAUUAAAGUUUGCCUUAAAAGGUACAAAGAGACAUAAAGGUAUUCAAAAUACUGUUUCACUUGACGAAGACAUUGUUAUCCCUGUUGGAUGCGUUACAUCCUCUCAGCUGUUAUUAUUUGUGAAAGCACUGCCAACAGCUGUCACACCACAACACAGAAGGCAGUGCAGGUUUUGCAGAUUAGUAUUAAUUCAUCAAGUAAGUCUUGGGCUUUGUGGAAUUUAAAAAAAACAGUGUUACACUUGUGCCUUUAUUCUUUUUAAAAUGUAGUAGAAUAGGUAUUUAAGCUGUGGAGCCGUUAGAACUUUUGGGAACAUAAGAAUUUAAUUGUGUUUUUAUGGCAUUUGUAAGCCAUAUUAUACUCAAUAAGCAGUGUUACCUUUGUAAAUUACUUUUCCCCCCUGAAAGUCUCAUUAAGUGUUUAAUAUAAAUGAUUCAACACGAACUGAUGUGACAGAAUAUGCAGUUUUUCUUUCUUCUGAGGUGUUUUUCUAUAUCUGCAUCAUUGAACUGGCUGCUGUUUGUCAGAUUCUAAGUGCUGGAAGAGUGUACAAUGUUUUACAUUCACGCUGUCUGCAUACAUACGUGUUAGAUCAACUCUGUUCGGGAGGUUCAUGUGAGCAACAAACAUGCAAUGAAUACCUCAUAUUAAAGUGAUCUUUAUGCAUAGUAGUAUUAGAGUGACUCAUUUAUUGGAUCUUGUUCUUUUUUGACUGGGUCCUGUGGUGGAAAUGUUAAUCCUCAUAGAAUUAAAACUGUAAUAUAUUGGGUUUUAUUGCAAUAAAUAAAAUCAGCCUCUCACCCACCUGAGCUGUUGAA